GUAUUCCAGUGUUUUCUGCGCCCAUGUUGGAUUGUCGUCUGGCUCCAAAACCUGAGAGGAAUUCUGCAAUUAUUUUGGUGGAAUUCAAGUUGAAAUGGCACUGUUACAGACAUUACAGGAAGUUUCAGACAAAGAUUGUGAUCACACUGGGAGCAUUCAUGUUUACUCCAACACACACGAUACCCAAACUCUAGAGCUUCAUGUUGAUAGAGACCAGGUGGUUAGUGCCGUAGGUCUCAUGCCUUCAACGUCAGGCAAUCAGAUGGAGAUUGGAGUACAGGAAUCAGAUGUCAGACACGUUGGGUUACCUGUUCACUCUGAAGCAGAUGAUGGCAGCAAUAUUGAUCAAUCCUGCAUUGUAGUUGUGCCUGUUGAAAGUGUAGAAGAUAGCCAUGGACAUUGUUUAGAUAAGGGUUUUCAGCUGAGUGCACCUACUGAUGUCCCAGUAUCAGGGAGCUCCAAUGCUAUGGCGAUGACUGGUGUAGAACAACGGAAAGAGCCAGAAACACCUUAUGAUCCUGUGACUCAAUCAUGGUUUACCACAAAAUAUUCAAAAGACUCACUGUCAGAACGAGGUCAUAAAUGGAAGCAAGGAAUGUGGUCAAAUGAUGAAAUCGAGCUCCUUGAAAGGAACAUUGAGGAGUAUGUCAGAGACCAUAAUCUAAAGGAUGCCACUGAGGUCAUUUUUAAUAAUAGCAAGGACAACAGGAAGAAUUUUUAUCGCAGCAUAGCCCAAGGGUUGCAGCGACCCCUCUUUGCUGUUUACCGACGGGUCAUUCGGAUGUAUGAUCAGAAAAAUCAUGUUGGAAGGUACACUCCAGAAGAUAUUGUAAAACUAAAAGAGCUAAGAGCCAAGUAUGGGAAUGACUGGGCUUCCAUUGGAGCUGAGAUGGGUCGAAGUGCUUCUUCAGUUAAAGAUAAAUUCAGACUUCUCAAAGAUUCUUGCAAUAGAGGUAAAUGGACUGCUAGCGAAGAGAAACUGUUGUCUAGUGCUGUAUUUGCCCUGUCUGGAGCUGAACCUGGUGAGAGUGUGACAACUGGUAUCUCUUGGUCCCAGGUAGCGGAUAAAGUCGGUACUAGAACAGAGAAACAGUGCAGGGCUAAGUGGCUUAACUACCUCAACUGGAAACAAAAAGGAGGAUCAAAAUGGACACUAAUGGAUGAGCUUACAUUGAUCAAUAGGGUUGACGAAACAGGAGUUGAAGUAGACACUGAUAUAGAUUGGGAGAAUAUUGCUAAGAACUGGGAGAGUGUGAGGUCACCUCAAUGGCUUCGUUCAAAAUGGUGGAAUCUGAAGAGACAGGUUAUUGAUACAGAUUUUAAAACAUUAAUCCAGCACCUGAGAUUAUUCAACGAUAGACGCAGAUUCCAAGAAGAGAAACGUAAGGGGGUUAUUCCUCCUCUAAAACCUGAAAAGAAUCAAACCAAGAAUGGAACCCUAAUUGUACAAGUCCCUAUUCAGCUUGGAUCAUCUUCAGGUGAUGGAAUGGAUGAUGGCUCAGGACUUCAACCAUUAAUACUACGUCAAUCAGCCCUGGCCCAUAUACCAGGUACAAGUUCUCUCUUUAUGAGUGAGGGUAUGACUACCGUACACUCUGAUAAUCACAUCAUCAUACAAGUCACUGGUGUACAGGGGCAUGAAGGAGAGGUUGUAGGAACAGAUGGAAACAAAAGGCAGAUCAUUAUCACAGCACGACAGCCUCAGCAAACAGUGCCCUCUCUAGGUCAAGAUAUGUCAACUGACAUGCACCAAACAAGUACAGAACUGUCAUCGGGUGAUGCAUCAGCUAUCGUAAACUCAGGUGAUGAUUUACAUUCCAGUAAUGAUCACAUGACUACAAGCAUUGGCCAAUCACAAGUGACUGUUGGAGAGGAACAUCAAAUCAGCAAUGAGGCUCAGUUGAUAGGUACUGAUGCAGUAUUACCACAACAGGAUACAGCUAGAGGAACUGAUGUAAGACUUGAGGAAGUUAUCCCAUUCCCGACAAACCAUGAAGCCAAAUGUUGUGAGUGUAUGGGAGGCACAGAGCAGAAGGAAGUCAUUACUGGAAUUACACGCUCCCAGCUCACUCUCACUAGCCAAAGAUGGACCAUUUCCAUUUGUUUUGAGUCUCUCCAUGCAGACUCUUCUUCAGAGUUUAUUUCUCCAUGCCCGGGAGAUUACCUCUCUAAUGUUGUGAUGUGAAUGAUGUAGGCCUAAACAGUCGGAGACAAUACUUGUGCCUCUCGAUCAAAGGGUCCUGGAACAAAAUAGAGAGUAAAAGGGGAUGA
Molecule: messenger RNA, 2271 nt
Organism: Lytechinus variegatus (green sea urchin)
Lineage: Eukaryota; Metazoa; Echinodermata; Echinoidea; Temnopleuroida; Toxopneustidae
Gene: dmtf1
Product: cyclin-D-binding Myb-like transcription factor 1
Exons: 16
Coding region: 95-2185 (696 amino acids)
Biological process (GO): regulation of transcription by RNA polymerase II
Cellular component (GO): nucleus
Molecular function (GO): DNA-binding transcription factor activity, RNA polymerase II-specific; RNA polymerase II cis-regulatory region sequence-specific DNA binding
Source: RefSeq, a predicted model, not a curated record